UGUAACAUAUCAUAAUAUUUUGAUGAUUAGGUGUUGAGUUAUAUGCGAUUCAAUAUACAACCUUGGCAGCUUUGCAGUCUACUAUUUUGAAAUAUAGUGAUUUUAUAUUCUAGGGCUAUGAAUUUUAAAUGAGGAGCUCCAAAUUAAGGAGGAUAAGGAUCUAGAGGCUUCUAUAAGCAGGAAGACAUUGAUUAUGCCGAAAUUGCCAAGUGCACUUACCGUCGAAGAGAAGAGAUUUCUUUUGGCUGUUGAAAGAGGAGACUUGCCUAAUGUUAGAAGAAUGCUGCAAAAGGCCCACAGGAAGAAGACCAACCUGGACAUCAACUGUGUGGACAGUUUUGGUAGAGGAGCAAUGACCAUAGCCAUCGAUCAAGAAAACUUGGAAAUGGUCGAAUUACUGAUCAUCAUGGGAGUAGAUACGAAAGAUUCUCUGUUACACGCUAUCAACGUGGAGUUUGUCGAAGCUGUUGAACUCCUUUUGGAACACGAAGAGCUCAUACAUAAGGAAGGAGAGCUAUAUAGCUGGCAAAAAGUUGACAUAAACACCGCCAUGUUCAUGCCUGACUUGACUCCACUCAUCCUGGCUGCCCAUAGGAAUAACUACGAAAUACUAAAGCUCCUUCUUGACAGGGGUGCCACGGUUCCUUUGCCUCAUGAUGUCAAAUGCGGCUGUGACGAGUGCAUCAUGAAGUCAGAACAGGACUCCCUGCGUCACUCUCUAUCGCGUCUAAAUGAAUACAAGGCCCUGGCGAGCCCUUCACUAAUAGCCCUUUCGUCCAGUGACCCGUUGCUCACCGCUUUCCAGCUGUCCUGGGAGUUGAGAGGACUCGCGUUUGCGGAACCAGAAUCCAAAUCGGAAUAUAUGGAUCUGCGGCAACAGUGUCAACAGUUCGCCGUUGAUUUACUGCAGCAAACACGAAGUUCGCAGGAGUUGGCGAUUAUCUUGAACCACGAUCCGGAUAAUCCGCCCUACCAGGAAGGGGAACACAUGAAGUUGGCCAGGCUGGAGCUCGCCAUUCAAUACAAACAGAAAAAGUUUGUUGCUCAUCCAAACAUCCAACAACUACUGGCAGCCCUUUGGUACGAAGGAGUACCUGGAUUUCGAAGAAAAAAAGCCAAAGACAAAAUAAUGAUAAUCGUUCGAGUGGCAGUUUUAUUUCCCUUUUACUGCAUGUUGUACAUGCUAGCGCCAGAAACCAAAAUUGGGAAAUUGAUGAGGAAACCUUUCAUGAAGUUCUUGGUGCAUGCUUCGUCGUAUCUAUUCUUCUUGCUAUUGCUGAUCCUGGUAUCUUUAAGAGCCGACGAUCUACUUCUGGAACAUUUCGGAUCAGAAUCGAUGAAAGCCUACGUGAAGGAUAAAUACGACAAACAAAGAGGAAACCCGCCCACUAUUCUGGAGUACGCCGUCCUUUUGUAUGUCGUAGGCUUCAUAUUCGAAGAAACCCAAGAGAUCUUCGUGGAAGGCAUGCAGUCGUACCUGCGCAACCUCUGGAACUUCAUCGACUUCACCCGCAACGUACUCUACUCCGGAGUGAUCGUUCUGCGGGUCGUGUCCUACCUGCAACAGCAGGCUGAGAUCGAAAAAGAUCCUGCCACUGCUUACAUACAUAGAGAGGAAUGGGAUGCAUUUGAUCCCCAACUUAUUGCCGAAGGCUUGUUUGCAGCUGCUAAUAUUUUCAGUGCAUUAAAGCUUGUUCACCUGUUCUCAAUCAACCCUCACUUGGGACCACUGCAAAUCUCACUAGGUAGAAUGGUGAUCGAUAUAGUCAAAUUCUUCUUUAUCUACACCUUGGUGCUAUUCGCGUUCGCAUGCGGUCUCAAUCAGCUACUCUGGUACUUUUCGGACUUGGAAAAGAAAAAAUGUUACCAUUUGCCAAAUGGAGAGCCGGACUUUGAUGGGGCACCUGAUGCAUGCAUGAAAUGGAGAAGAUUUGCAAACGUAUUUGAAUCUUCUCAGUCACUUUUCUGGGCAAGUUUCGGCAUGGUCGAAUUAUCGAGCUUUGAGCUGGCUGGUAUAAAAACCUACACAAGAUUCUGGGGACUUCUCAUGUUCGGAUCAUACUCUGUAAUCAAUGUAAUCGUACUACUGAACCUCCUUAUUGCUAUGAUGUCCAAUUCAUAUGCAAUGAUCGAUGAGCACUCUGAUACAGAAUGGAAAUUCGCUCGAACUAAGCUGUGGAUGAGCUAUUUUGAAGAGACUGGAACCUUACCGCCUCCAUUCAACAUUUUCCCAAAACCUAAGAACUUCCUUAAGCUUUGUGGAUUGAGAAAGAAAGACAAAUUGAGAAAGAUGUCCACCAAGAGGAGAAAUAGAGAAGAAAAAGAAAGAGAUUAUAGAUACACAGCAGUGAUGAGAGCUCUUGUGUGGAGAUACGUAGCAGCCAUGCACAGAAAGGUUGAAGAAUCAGCUGUUACCGAAGAUGACAUCAAUGAGGUCAAGAGCGAUAUUUCUUCCUUUAGAUAUGAGAUCUUAGAGGUUCUUUCUAAAAAUGGAAUGGAUGUGUCUUGUGCACAGAAGAAAGAAAAGGCUGUUCUAGGCAAGCGAAUGAAGGUAUGGGAACGAAGGCUGAUGAAAGAUUUUAAGGUAGCCCCAGUCGCUACUGAAGAAGGCCAAGACUUAUUCGCACCACCUCCUGAAAAUGAAGAAGCCUUAUCUAGGUUUCGAAGAAUUGCUAAACUUGCAGUUCUCGAAUCUGGGGUCAACAAAUGGAGACAAGUUGUGCGAGGAGCUCAAAUUGCAUCUCAAAUAGGCCAAUGUCAUCGCAAAGAGUCAAAGAAAAGAAGACAAAGCCUAUUACGAGCUAUUGAGCAGGCCAAGCGAUUGGCAGCUAAAAGCCCAGAAAAUCCUUCUCUGUCCACGACACCUAUCAAGCUGCCAGACACCAGUCGCUUGGAAAUACUUGACGUAUUGAAACUAGAUGGUGGGGGUCUAUCGCCAGGAUCUAACCGGUCUCAUACGCAAGUUGCUCUCAGUCCAUAUGUGACUGUGGUGCAUGCUCAGCGAUCUUCACCAGGUAGUAUAAGAAUGGAAGUUCCAGUUCCCAGUCUGAAGCCUGAAAUGACAAUAGAAAUACCCAAAGAACAAAAGUCUUCAGAAACCCCACGUGAACCACCAGAAGAGCCUGAUUUGAUCAAUCUUGAGAGUGCCAAAAAUUCGCCUGUAACAACGAAGAAACUUCCCGAAUCUCCUGAGGGUUCGAUAGAUCAGUUAUUAUCAUCAUCAUCCGAUGGAAAGAUGGCCCAGUCACCUCCAAUAGUUGUAUCACCUCCUUUAGAGGAAGACGCUGAUCGUCAGUCUCUGGAUUCAACGGGAAGUCCAAAAAUAACUGAUCCAGAGCUCAUGGAAAGACCUUCUAGUCCAUUACCUAGAGUCUUAGAAGCGAAAACAGGUACUUCUAGUCCAGACAUCCCUUCUGUUUUACUCACAGAACUGAUCAGGUCACCUGACGACGGUGUCACAACUUGUCUUGAGUUACAAGCAUGGGGAGAUGAGAACAAAGAAGGUUCGGGUGAUGAUGCAGAAGAUAAAGAAAUAUUGGACAUUGUGGGCAGGUCUUCAGAAGAUCAAACUCGUAGCACAUAUGAAGAUAAACACGUUAAUGUUGAGUUACCAGAAAUGCAAGAGACCAAAGCUCGAGAUGUUUCGCCAGCUAAGAUUGUGACACCAAUAUCUCCAGAGGAAACCGGGAAAGUAGAAUUGGGGAUAAUACCAGCUCCCCCGAGAACCCCUGCAACUACACCAAUGAGUCAAAGAAACAUUCGACGAAUUCAAGACACAACACGAGGACAACCUAAAUAUGGAUGGUUGUGAAACUAUUUUCCAAAGAAAAGCUGACCAACACCAUCUAGUAGAGCUUAAAAAAUGAUCCCAUUCAUAGUGUAGCAUUGUUAUCAGUUUUUGAUAACUUGCCCUAGAAAAAGUACUAGGUGCACUUUGUGCAAAAUGCAAAAAUAAUAGCUGGUGUAUUAUUUUUAGUUUUUUACAGCAUGUGCCUUUCAAAGUUCAAUCAUGUUAUGAUAAUGCUUAGAAGACAUAUAUUUCAAUAUGUUGAACCACGAAAAGGAAGUGUCCUUUCAUAAGUUUGAGGCCUUAAUUAUUCACUAAAAAGUAUGUGAAAAGCAGUGUUUCAUAUCAAAAGUAUUCUUCUAGUAGGUACCCACCAUUCCAUAUGGUCCAAUAUUGGAGAUAUAAAAGAAAGUUAUACUAUUAAAAGUAGCUAGAACUCCAAAACUGUGUAUUUGUGUAUAACCUUUGAUUAACCUAUUCUUCCGAAAGAUAACCAACCGUAUGCUGUAUUUGGGCAUUCACAUUCAACUUCCAUCGUUAGAGAAACAGUUUUUUCUUAAACGUGAAAUUAAAAUUUCGUAUUGUUGGAUAUUCUAAACGAUGGCAAAUGAAAUUCCAUAACCUGCGAACAAUAGCCAGAGAAGUGGAAACAGUGGAACCUGAAGAAGGUGAUCGACACGUAUAUAGUUGUAAGCAUAAGUGGUUGGCGGCGCCACGGUAUGUAUGCUCAUUUUCGUGCAGAUCCACAGGUUUGAAUUGAUUUUGAUAUCAUCAUCAUCAACAUGUUAAUCAAUGGUGUAACUCCAUUCAUACUAUUUGUAUCAAUAUAUAA
Acanthoscelides obtectus is the source of this 4619-nucleotide messenger RNA. The record is from the annotation of a GenBank genome assembly. Lineage: Eukaryota; Metazoa; Arthropoda; Insecta; Coleoptera; Chrysomelidae.